AUGGCACCUCCCCAGAUCUGCGUGAUUGGCUCCCUGAAUAUCGACUUUGUCACCUACACUCCACGUUGUCCCGAUGCCGGCGAGACCCUCACAGCCAACUCCCUCGCUAUCAGCGCCGGAGGGAAAGGUGCCAACCAGGCGGUCGCGUGCGGUCGCGCCUCUUUCGCUUCCAAAGACAACCAAGAUGCGUCGGUGUAUAUGAUUGGCGCGGUCGGAGCAGGUGAUCCCUACUACUCGGCCCUCCUUCGCCCAACAUUGGAGGGUUCCGGAGUCAGCACAACGGGAAUCCAGGAAAAGACGGACAGCCAAACGGGUUCUGCUACAAUCAUCGUGGAUGAAGGAGCUGGAGGAGAGAAUCGGAUUUUGUUCGUCCCCGGUGCUAACUACUCGGGAAUGGAUAAUGUAGAUGCAGUCCUGGCUACCACUCGGAAUAUCCAUCUAGAACAAGGUGUUGUCGUGAUGCAGGGCGAGAUCCCGAGGUCGACCACCUUGGAGUUGAUGAAGCACUUUAACAGCGCUUCCUGCGCUUCUCACCUCGUCUUCAACCCCGCACCAGUCUUCACAGAAGGGAUUCCCCUGGCCGCUCUUGCCGGCACGAGUGUGCUGGCUAUGAAUGAGACUGAAGCUGUCCUCAUGACCCAGGCGGUCAAGGAGCAUCUCACCCCUGCCCAGCAGGAGCAAGACUUGAAGCCCGAGGAACUUGCACCUCUAUUCCACAAACAUGCCCAGGUCCAGAUUGUUCUAAUUACUCUCGGAGCCAAGGGUGCCUAUUACUCAACGGCCACUGGCAAGCAGGGCUUUGCCCCCAGCGCCGCGGUGGAGAAGGUUGUAGACACCACUGCCGCCGGAGACACGUUUGUCGGUUACUUCGCUACUGCCUUUGCCAAGUUUGUUGCCACCGGUGCUCCACUGGCGGACUUCGAUGCCCAGAUCGAAGCGGCCGUUCGGAAGGCGAACGUGGCCGCUGCAGGGUGUGUGCAGAGGAAGGGUGCGAUGCAGAGCAUCCCGUUCGCUUAUGAGAUCUAG
Messenger RNA from Aspergillus tubingensis, 1026 nucleotides. Its product is annotated as ribokinase. Gene Ontology annotation, molecular function: ribokinase activity. Lineage: Eukaryota; Fungi; Ascomycota; Eurotiomycetes; Eurotiales; Aspergillaceae. The transcript has a single exon. The coding region runs from base 1 to 1026 and encodes 341 amino acids. Gene Ontology annotation, biological process: D-ribose metabolic process. The record is from RefSeq and is a predicted model, not a curated record.